Messenger RNA from Phascolarctos cinereus (koala), 1466 nucleotides. RefSeq names its product protein FAM50A. The record is from RefSeq and is a predicted model, not a curated record. Gene Ontology annotation, biological process: chromatin organization. Gene Ontology annotation, cellular component: nucleus. Lineage: Eukaryota; Metazoa; Chordata; Mammalia; Diprotodontia; Phascolarctidae.
AUGGCUCAGUACAAGGGUGCCGCCAGUGAGGCGGGCCGCGCCAUGCAUCUAAUGAAGAAGCGGGAGAAGCAGCGGGAGCAAAUGGAGCAGAUGAAGCAGCGCAUCACCGAGGAGAACAUCGUGAAGUCCAACAUCGACAAGAAAUUCUCGGCUCACUAUGACGCGGUAGAGGCUGAGCUCAAGUCCAGCACUGUGGGUCUGGUGACCCUGAACGACAUGAAGGCCAAGCAGGAAGCGCUGGUGAAGGAGCGGGAGAAGCAGCUGGCCAAAAAGGAGCAAUCCAAAGAACUUCAACUAAAGCUAGAGAAACUGCGAGAAAAAGAACGCAAGAAGGAAGAGAAGCGCAAGAUCUCUAGCCUGUCCUUCACCUUGGAUGAGGAUGAGGAGGAAGAGGAAGAUGCGGAUGAGGACAAUCUACAAGGGGAAGGCAGUGUAGACAUGAGCAAGAAGAGGCAUGGCUCCUGCCUUCAGAGAGUCAGCAGUCUGAGUGGAGAAGCAGUCCCUUCAAAGAAGAGAAAAUUGGGAAAGAACCCAGAUGUGGACACAAGCUUUCUUCCUGACCGUGACCGAGAGGAAGAGGAAAAUAGGCUCCGAGAAGAGCUUCGGCAGGAAUGGGAGGCCAAGCAGGAGAAGAUCAAGAGUGAAGAAAUUGAAAUCACGUUUAGUUACUGGGAUGGCUCUGGGCACCGAAGGACCGUGAAGAUGAAGAAGGGGAACACGAUGCAGCAGUUCCUGCAGAAGGCCCUGGAAAUCCUGCGGAAAGACUUUAGUGAGCUGAGGUCAGCGGGAGUGGAGCAGCUCAUGUACAUCAAAGAGGAUCUGAUCAUACCUCACCAUCACAGCUUCUAUGACUUCAUCGUCACCAAAGCCAGAGGGAAGAGUGGCCCACUCUUUAACUUUGACGUCCAUGAUGAUGUUCGGCUGCUCAGUGAUGCCACGGUAGAGAAGGAUGAGUCACAUGCGGGAAAGGUGGUGCUGAGGAGUUGGUAUGAGAAGAACAAGCAUAUUUUCCCAGCCAGCCGCUGGGAGCCCUAUGACCCAGAGAAAAAGUGGGACAAGUACACCAUCCGUUGAGCACCUGUGAAAGACAGCCCGUGAUCUUUGUCACCUCACCUCUCCUCCGUCCCCACCUACCCACCCAUACAUUCUUUCUUUCUUUGUGAGGCCUGACAGAAUUAGCAGCUGACAUCCUUCCUUCAUCCUCUCUCCUUCCCUCCCUCGUUGUGGGGCUUCACCCUUCCCCCUGGUUUUCUACAUGUAUCUGGUCCCCUAGGUCCGCACAUCCCACUGAGAAGCAGACCCUGGGACUGGCACAGACUGGGUGGGACUGUGGCAGAAUUGGUUCCUGGAUUUCUACUCCUAAUUCUACCGUUAUUUACAUGUUUCUCAUCUUAGGAUAAAUAAACUUUUGCAUGGAAAAAAAUAUAUAAUAAAUGCAAAUUAAUUCCAAAACUGUCCUGCUUAAA